AUGAAAUUGUCAUUAAUCCGAAACACUUGUGGGAUCCUUCGAGGACAGCGCACUGGACACAUAGUCAGCGGAUUGUCCCGGAGAUGUCUGGCCGUGGGACCCUCCAGCAGUAGUCUUCUUCUGCGGGCUGCAUACGCGACUUCAAGCUGCAGACUCAAUGCCAAAGUAUCUUUUGACCUCGGGAAACAUCCAGCCAAAGAGGAUGUCUUUGAGUGUGAUAGCUCUCUUAGAGAAGUUGUUCAACAUUCUAAGAAAGCGAUGGCAGCUCUCCAGAGAAAAAACUCUGCUAUCCAACCUACACUUGUUAUCGUGCAGUCAAGUGAAGAUGUCAACAUGUGGGAGAUUCAUAAGAAAGUGGCAGAAAUGGUUGGACUAAAAAUUAGCCAGAUUUGUCUUUCUAAGCACAGCACUGAAGAUGAAGUCAUUGAGGAGAUUUUGAAGCUAAAUGAAGACCCAAGUGUACAUGGUGUUUCUAUUCAUCUUCCUUCUUCUUUCCUAACAAGUCGAGUUGUCAAUGCUCUCAGACCAGAGAAGGACAUCGAUGGGCUGUCUGAUGUGAAUGUGGGACGUUUGCUGAGGGGGGACAGCGGACAGAGUUUUCUGCCACCAGUAGCAAGUGCAAUCCUUGAUCUUUUAAAGAAUCAUGAUGUAUCACUGGAAGGGAAAUCUGUGCUGUUGGUUGGACCAGAGGGACCACAGACAUACUCUCUUCAAGCCCUGAUUGAGCGGAGCGGCAUGCAGGCUAGUAAGAGUCACGCCACUGCCAAGAAUCUCCAAAAGCGGGUAAUGAAGGCUGAUGCUGUGGUCCUAUUAGGAGAAGGAAAUAUAAAUGUUCCGCCAGCUUGGGUUCGACCAGGAGCAGCAGUAAUUCGUGAAAAUGAGAUCUCUACAAAGCUGGGAUCAGGGCACCUUGUCGCUGCUUACAGAAUACAGAAUUUGAUCCGCUGGUUACAGGAGCAGCAGUACAGACCAUGGAGCCUGAGGAGCCUCAAACUGAAGCCCUUGACCCCUGUGCCUAGUGACAUUGAGAUUUCCAGAGCUCAGACCCCCAAAGCAGUAACAGUAUUGGCAGAGGAGAUUGGUCUGCUCCCUGAAGAACUGGAGGCCUAUGGCAGAAAUAAAGCUAAAGUCCGCCUAUCUCUGUUAGACCGCCUACAGUCUCAACCUGAUGGGAACUAUGUGCUGGUCGCUGGUAUAACACCGACUCCACUUGGGGAAGGGAAGAGCACAGUGACAAUUGGCCUGGUGCAGGCCCUCUCUGCCCACCUAAAGCUCAACUCCUUUGCCUGUCUACGACAGCCUUCCCAGGGACCUACUUUUGGGGUCAAAGGGGGUGCUGCUGGUGGUGGAUAUGCACAAGUCAUCCCUAUGGAGGAGUUUAAUCUCCAUCUGACCGGUGACAUUCACGCCAUCACUGCAGCAAACAACUUGGUAGCAGCUGCUAUUGAUGCCAGAAUGCUUCAUGAGGCAACACAGUCAGACAAGGCUCUGUACAAAAGGUUGGUCCCUUCUGUCAAUGGUGUUCAGAAAUUUUCACCAAUUCAAAUCUGCCGCCUCCAGCGCCUGGGCAUCACUAAAACAGAUCCUGAGUCUCUCACACCACAGGAGGUCAGCAGUUUCGUCCGCCUUGAUCUGGACCCAAAGCAAGUCACUUGGCAGAGAGUUGUUGACACAAACGAUCGUUUCUUGAGGAAGAUCACCGUUGGACAAGCUAGCACUGAAAAAGGACAGGCAAGAGAGACCGGUUUUGACAUUGCAGUUGCCAGUGAAAUCAUGGCAAUUCUGGCUCUGUCCAACAGUCUGGAGGACAUGAGGAGCAGGCUGGCUCGCAUGGUGGUGGGCACCAGCCGCUCAGGAUGUCCGGUCACCGCAGAGGACCUGGGCGUGAGCGGGGCCUUGGCCGUUUUGAUGAAAGAUGCCAUCAAACCUACUCUUAUGCAGACUCUAGAGGGCACUCCAGUGUUUGUCCACGCCGGGCCUUUCGCCAACAUCGCCCAUGGCAACUCCUCAGUGCUCGCCGACAAGCUGGCUCUAAAGUUGGUGGGACGAGAAGGCUUUGUGGUGACUGAAGCUGGGUUUGGAGCCGAUAUUGGGAUGGAGAAGUUCUUCAACAUCAAGUGCAGAACGUCAGGCCUCAAACCCAACGUGGUGGUCCUGGUUGCCACAGUCAGGGCUCUCAAGAUGCAUGGUGGAGGUCCAGGUGUUUCAGCAGGUGCACCGCUCCCUAAAGAGUACAUAGAAGAGAAUUUGGGCUUAGUUGCAGGUGGGUGCCGAAGCAACCUCAGGAAGCAGAUCCAGAUUGCCCAACAAUUUGGAGUACCAGUUGUCGUAGCGUGUAAUGUUUUCAAGACUGACACCGAGGCGGAGGUGGCGCUGGUGUGUCAGAUCGCUCGAGAGUGUGGGGCAGCAGAUGCAGUGCCCUGUAACCACUGGGCACUAGGCGGGCGUGGGUCUCUGGAGCUUGCCGAAGCUGUGAAGAAGGCAGCCAGCAAACCCAACCACUUCAAGUUUCUCUAUGACAUUGAGAUGCCCAUAGUGGAAAAGAUCAGAGCAAUUGCCCAAAAGGUUUAUGGGGCCGAUGACAUUACACUGUCUGCUGAAGCUGAAGCCAAAAUCAACUACUACAACCAGCAGGGUUUCGGAUCGUUGCCUAUCUGCAUGGCGAAGACGCACCUGUCCCUGUCACAUAUGCCUGAGAAGAAAGGGGCCCCCACUGGAUUUGUUUUGCCAAUUCGAGAUGUUAGAGCUAGCAUCGGCGCUGGAUUCAUCUACCCUCUUGUUGGAACUAUGAGUACCAUGCCUGGUCUGCCCACGCGACCUUGUUUCUAUGACAUCGACAUUGACCCCGUCACUGAGGAAAUCACAGGACUCUUCUGAGCUGCUAGAUGCAAUGUUUCAUAGGACCGAGGAGAAGAGGAGGAUUCACAAAGUUUUAAUUGCCUUAAAAAAAACAAUAUUGUAUCCUGGAAAAAAAUUUACUUGACUAUCUGCUUAUGCUCUCUUUGCACGAUACACUACUUUUAACAUUUUGCUUUGCUUCAUAAAUUUUUUUCUUUGACCAUUAAUUUGUCUUUAAAUUUCAGGAGAUUUAAAAAAUAGUUUUUCUGAUGUUAUUUGCUGUGAUACGCACAUUAACCACCAGGUAUUUGUGCCAAAGUGUCCCAAUAUGCUGUACUAUCUCAGUGCUGUAUACUGCCAAAGGUGUACCUGGUGGUGUUUGCACUAAUUGUCCUAAUUAUGUCAUGGUAUUUUUAACUUAACACUAUGACUUUUUAAUAUUACUUCAUUACUACUGCAGAAUUUCAUGGCAUUUAAAUAAAUCUUUGUUAAUCAAA
Boleophthalmus pectinirostris (great blue-spotted mudskipper) is the source of this 3335-nucleotide messenger RNA. RefSeq names its product methylenetetrahydrofolate dehydrogenase (NADP+ dependent) 1 like (gene mthfd1l). Gene Ontology annotation, biological process: tetrahydrofolate interconversion. The coding region runs from base 1 to 2877 and encodes 958 amino acids. Gene Ontology annotation, molecular function: methenyltetrahydrofolate cyclohydrolase activity; ATP binding; methylenetetrahydrofolate dehydrogenase (NADP+) activity. Lineage: Eukaryota; Metazoa; Chordata; Actinopteri; Gobiiformes; Gobiidae. The record is from RefSeq and is a predicted model, not a curated record. The transcript is spliced from 28 exons. Gene Ontology annotation, cellular component: cytosol.